UCGUCAGAAGACGCUGUUAGACCUGGAUCAAACUCAUCCUUCAUUGGAACCUCGACGUGGCUGCACCAUAGAGGUGAGGCAUAACAUGAAUUCGGUGCUAUUUGUUUUUUCUUGUUUGCUGACUUUGAAUUCUAUACAAGGGCACUAUUGGACCACUUGGUAUGAUCGAGACAACCCUAGUGGUGACGGGGAUCAUGAAACUCUGUAUGAACAAAAGAGACUAGGUUACGUCUGUGGCGGAUGUAAACCCAUCGGAGCACAGUGUCGCGUGAGGGGAUCAACCAGCACGUUCACGCGCUGGUCUGGAACUGCUCCAGAUAUAUUGGCGAUUCACUGUUUACCCACCAAAGGUCUGGCGUGUGUCAACUCCCAGCAGCCCGACUUAUCCUGCAAUGACUAUGAGAUACAAUACUUGUGCCCAUCAACGUCUGGAACAUGGACAAACUACUUAGAUCGUGAUGAUCCUAGCGGCACUGGCGACUGGGAAAAAGUUUCAUCUUUCAGGGGCGACGGCGUCAACCUUUGCAAUGGCAGUCGCCCAAUGUGCGCCCAUUGUCGCGAUGUAGUGAAUCAAGACCAUUAUUACGACACUGGAGACACGUACAAUACCAACUAUGACUGUAGCUGGGAGAAUGGCUUGGUUUGUACUACAGCAGUCAACGGGGGGACCUGCCAGGAUUACGAGGUGCAGUUCAAGUGCCCAACCAUAUGCACCUGUAGCUCAUGUUCUUGCGCAACGUGGACAUCUUGGUUAGACAGAGACAGCCAAGGCGGUAGUGGAGACUAUGAACUCGUGGGACCAACGGGACAUAAUCCGGUAGGUAUUACCCAGCAAACAGAACGUUUCAAAACGUUACCGUUACGUUCUUUGGUUAUAUAUUAAGGUUCUGUGUUUGCUCGGUAUAGUCUUUAAUUUGAUCCUUGAAACUGGCAGGUAUUGUUGCCUAAUUCCCAAAACGUGAAAUCAUGUUUAUGUAUAAAAAAUGUUUAAACA
Molecule: messenger RNA, 994 nt
Organism: Lingula anatina
Lineage: Eukaryota; Metazoa; Brachiopoda; Lingulata; Lingulida; Lingulidae
Product: mucin-5AC
Source: RefSeq, a predicted model, not a curated record